Messenger RNA from Toxotes jaculatrix (banded archerfish), 5832 nucleotides. RefSeq lists its product as uncharacterized. Gene Ontology annotation, molecular function: guanyl-nucleotide exchange factor activity. NCBI's taxonomy places the organism in Eukaryota, Metazoa, Chordata, Actinopteri, Toxotidae. The transcript is spliced from 24 exons. The coding region runs from base 178 to 5430 and encodes 1750 amino acids. The record is from RefSeq and is a predicted model, not a curated record.
GACGGAGAGAGAGAGUCGGAGAGAGGGCAGAGAAAUUGCACUGGACCUGUUGAUAUCACAGCAAUGAAUGACUUACAGCACUUACGGAGUGGAUCAUACACUGGAUUCUAGUACUUGGAGUUGAUGUGACUUAUUUAUUUUCUUAAGUGUGGGAUUUUUUUUUCUGUGGGUGUCUAAAUGCUGUCACUGGGCAAAAUGCACUCCAGAGCAAAGUCCCGGAGUUGUGACAACUACCUGAGUAUAAAGGACGCUGAGUCUUUGGACAACUGCAUCCAGGGCACCUUGUCGGCCCUGUACCGCCCCUUCACUGCCACCGCCGCCACCGUCCUGUGGCAGCUCUUCAGCGUGGUAGAGAGGCAGUAUCGAGGAGACGGCCUCCGCUGCCUCAUCGACUUCUUGCUUCCUGCCAAGAGGAUUCUGCAGAUCAUCCAACAAGAAACCUCUGUGAGGUUCAGAGGCCUGUUGUUCUAUCAUGAGGGGUGGCCUCUCUGCAUCCACGAGAAAGUCGUCCUGCAGCUCGCCCCUCUGCACAAAGUCCGACUAAAGCAAGGAGACUUCUACCUACAGAUAGUUCCAUUAGGCCGCAAGACUGUCAAGCUAGUGAUAAAAUGUUUGUCAGCCAGUGGGCAGGCCAUUGCAGAAAUCCCCAUCGCAGAGAGCAUGUAUGGCAGCGUCUUCACAGCUGAGUUUUUGCAGAAUGUAACGCGUGACCGAAACCUGCACCCGCUACAGAACUGUCUGCUCACCACUGGUACCUCUGUGUACAGGACGCCGUGGAAGAACGUGGUCAACCCUCUGUUUGUCAGCAGCACGUCGGACGCCAUCAUGCAAGCACGCUGCAGCAGAGGUGGCUUCCGCGGCCAUCUCAGCACCUGCAGCACUAGCGGAUCCACAGGGACUCUGGACAGCCACCGCAGCUCCAGAGAGUCGCUGCACUCUCAGGGAACUGACUCCAUCUUCUCUGAGCCCACAACACCAAGCAGAAACCACACAGACUCCAUCGGUGAGAACCACAACAUCAGUGCAGCAGACACUGCUACACCCAUCAUUAAGAUUGAAAGACCCACUGAAGAGUGUGGGAUAGGACAGGGGGGUGAGGACAGUGGUGGGAGAGAAAGAGGGCCAGGGUCCAAGAUGCUCUCUUUUAGUACAGACCUCAGCAACCCAGGCCCUCGACGUCGCCUCCAAAGGGACUCUGUAGCCUUCGAGAGCAAGAGACUUUUCAGAAAAUCUUACAUGGAGGCGUUGCAGAACCCUAUGAGCCUUGGGUCCAGCUCUGAGUCCAUCCUGGAGGAAAGUCCGGAGCACAGUGCUGGCCUCAGAGAGAGAACAGUGACAGCAGGCAGCAGUCCUGAAACCCGUACCUCCUCCAGAGAACACUUAUCUCGAAGGUUGGGUAGCCGGAGUUGGCUCAGUAGUGACGACUCCAGGCCCAGCACACCUUUGCUUUACUUUCAGAGGGGGUUACGGAGUGCAGAAAGACGUGCAGAACGCCGUUCAAAGUCACUGGAGAGGACUAACAAGGCAGGCCAGGUUAAAGGCCACCGGGAACGAUCCUCCUCUGGAGGCUCAGCCAGUAUCUCACCCAAAAAGCUGAUGAACGGCUACACUCUUCGUUUUGGGAAACUGGAUGUGGAGGCAGUUUUUCCUGGUUCUGAGAGGAGAAGCAGCAAAGAGGAGCCAGGACAGCACGAUCACGACAUCAGCAGUGAGAGCAGGCGACACAGGCAGAGUGGAGAAGAAUCACACAGUCCUAAAGCUGCCAAUGGGAGCGCCAUCCGGCUGGCCUCAGUAUCAGGCUCUUCAUAUGACAGUGCCCUCCCCAAACUGGUUUCAGAGGUCAAUCAAGAGCUGCUCACAUCGGGUGCUGUGAUCUUGCCAGGAAACCGAGAUCGCAGUGGGAGGGCAGUGCUGCAGGUGUGCACGAGAGCUCAGGUGUGGGCAGGUGAGAGUUGCACGGUCAAUGACCUCACCUGUUUACUGGGCUACUACUACUCCACGCUGCGGAAAGAAAGGCGUGAUCAAGGUCUAACUGUUGUAAUAGACAGCAGGAGGCAGCAGCCUGUCCCAGCUCUGUUGUCAUCUCUGUCUGAAUUGCAGGCUUCAGUACCAAAUGCACUUUACUCAAUUCUCUUCCUGGUGGACAAGGAGGCAGCAGCUAAAUCUGAACGAGACAUCAAUGUGCAGACUGAGAUGCUGUCAUCUCUGAAGGCCCUGCUGAAACACAUCGACCAAACCCAGCUCACACGAGACUUGGAGGGCACCUUCCACUACGACCACAACCACUGGAUCCACUUCAGACGGAAAAUUGAACCAUUUGCCAGCAGUUGUAGCGCAGCCAUCACCUCCCUUCAGGAGUCUAUCAGCACACUGAGCAACAGCGGCAACCUGAAGACCUCUAAGGAGGUGUCUGAGGUGAUGGAACAACAGAGGCACCUCAUGAAGUGUGUGUUAGACGACGCUCGUCUAAACAGACUGCGUCUAGAGGGAGGAACUGUCCUUGCCCGCAUCAGGAAGGAAGAGGCCUGUGAGAGUGAAAACUACAGGGAUGCUGUAGACAUGUUAAAUGCACUGUACAACCAAGUAGAUGAAGAGGUUCAUAAGCUUGUGAUCUUGUCCAACAAGUCUCAGAAACAGUUAGAGAGCCUGCUGGAGGUGCGCAAGUUUGAGGAGCAAACACAACAGAUCAAACUCUGGUUCAGUGUAGAAGGAGAGAAGCAACUCACACCUCUGGAAUCAUUAACUCUGUCUGUGGCCAAAAUUAAGGAGAUGAGAGAGGGACUGGACCAGUUUCUGGAGGAGUCUGUGCACCAACAGAGGCAUGGCCUGCAGCUUGUGAAAGAGUCCCCGGAGUCCCUUCCAGGCUCGGUUCUUCUCGACUUUAAGCAGCAUCUGGGCUCUAUCCUAAGCAGAGUGGAGCAGAGGAAGGCCCAGCUCGACAUCCUAACAAACCUGUAUGAGUUCUAUGACUCAGCCAACCAGUGGAUGGACCACUGUCAGGAUUAUUUCCAUCACCUCAGCCUGGACAGUACAGGGGUCACACCUUCGCCAACUGUGGUGCAGGUCCUGCAGGAUUACUGCACAGAGGCCUCCAAGUUCUCCAUGGACAACUUUAGCAGACUCAAUGACAUGGUGCUCUCCCUGGAGAGUGCUCAGCAGCUGCAGCAGUGGAACACCGUGUGGCACAAAUGCCAGCAGACCAAACAGCAGCUGGAAGAGACUUUGGCCAGAGCUGUGACAGCAGUACAGAACUCCACAGCCAUUGAUACGGCGGCUUCUUUAAAGACUGCAGAGAGUCAGAUUGCCACAACAGAGCAGCUUGGGGCUAAUGGUUGUUUGCAUUUACCUGGGGCAAUUACACCAUUGACUUUUGAAGAUAAGCCUCAUUCUGCUGGGCCUUACUCCAAAAGCUCCUCUGGUUCAGUCUCCUCCUCCACACACUUCACGUUCCCGCCCGACUGUGACAGCAAACUGAGGCAGAGUCCGUCCAUGUUUGACGACACAGACAGCGACUGCACCAUCGACUCUACCAUCUCCUGCCACUCGGAGCCUGUCUACACCGGGGCCGCCCGCCUCCGCAAGCAGCCGAUGAAGAAGAUCAUGAAGAAGACCAUGAGCUACGAGCUGACGUCAAGAGAUAAUGGUCACUCAGAUGUCAGCCACAUUCACGGUUAUACGGGUGUGUACAUCAAGGGUUUGGAGGUGGCAAAUAAUGUGUCUGCAGAGAAGAAGCUGCAGAGACCUGAUGUGUUGAGCCCUGCAUUGGGACGGAGUCGCAGCAUGUCCACGCCCUCCAGGAUUCAUAACAGACGCAGUGAUGGAGACAGCAAGAAACAGAGCAGCAAAGUGCAGCACAUCAUGGAUGAGAUGAUAUCCACGGAGAGGGAGUAUGUGCGGUCUCUCAGCUACAUCAUCGAGCACUAUUUCCCGGAGAUGGAGCGCCUUGAUUUGCCCCAGGACCUGCGGGGGAAGCGGAGUAUCAUUUUUGGGAAUGUGGAGAAACUGUGGGACUUCCACAGUCAGUACUUCCUGAAAGAGCUGGAGUCAUGCUCCCACUCCCCUCUAUCCAUCAGCAGCUGCUUUCUGAGACACGAGGAUCAGUUUGGAAUGUAUGCUCUGUACAGCAAGAAUAAGCCCCAGUCCGACGCUCUGCUCAGCAGCCAUGGGAACGAAUUCUUUAAGAAUAAGCAGGUGGAGUUGGGGGACAAGAUGGACCUGGCGUCCUACUUGCUGAAGCCCAUUCAGAGGAUGAGUAAAUAUGCCCUGUUGCUGAAAGACCUGAUUAAGGAGUGCAGCCAGUCCCAGGAGCAGGAGCUGAGUGACCUACGCACUGCAGAGGAGAUGGUCAAGUUUCAGCUUCGCCAUGGCAAUGACCUGCUGGCUAUGGAUGCCAUUCGGGGCUGUGAUGUGAGCCUAAAAGAACAGGGUCAACUACGCUGCCAGGAUGAGUUCAUAGUCUGGUGUGGACGGAGGAAAUACCUCCGCCAUGUCUUCUUGUUUGAAGACCUCAUCCUCUUCAGCAAGACCAAGAAGAUAGAGGGAGGAUAUGACAUUUACAUCUAUAAACAGUCCUUCAAAACAGCGGAGAUUGGUAUGACUGAAAAUGUUGGUGACAGCGGCUUGCGUUUUGAGAUCUGGUUCCGUCGGAGGAAGUCACAGGACACGUUUAUACUUCAAGCCAGCUCUGCAGAGGUCAAGGCUGUGUGGACGGCCAUUAUUGGCAAGAUCCUGUGGAGACAGGCGCUCAGAAACAGAGAGUUGCGCAUGCAGGAGAUGGUAUCUAUGGGGAUUGGAAGCAAACCUUUCAUGGACAUCAAGCCAAGUGAUGCAGCUAUCAGUGACAGAGCCAUUGACUAUAUAAUGAAGGGGUCAGAGUCUAGGACGAGAGCUUCCAUCGCGGUGCCUUCAUUUGAACACUGCACUUCGUUCAAGAGACCUCACUCCACCAUCUCUAACAGCAGCACCUCCUCCUCCAGCAGCCAGUCGUCAUCCUCCCUGCUGGGCUCACUCAAUCUCCACCUGUGCUCCUCACCCUCUUACCCCCACACACACCCAUACCCAGUAACCAGUGUUCCUUCAUUUGCCCAGUGGCCCUACGACUGCAUAGAGGAGGACGAACUCGAGCAGGACACUGGGAGCCAGCCCUCCAUGAUCACUGAGAGCUCAGAGACGUCCUCCCAGUGCACCUCCAGUGACAGUGUGACAGGGCUCAGUACCCUCACCAUACCGGGGCACUCCAGCAUUGUCAUGGACUCCUACAACAACAACAACAACGAGCCCUCCUCUUUCCUCUGCUCCUCCACACCUCCCUCCUCCGUAACGUCUCCUUCGAUAUUCCAGAAAGAUGAAGACCUCCAACCCCAGGGCACCAAGUUCAUAACAGCAAGCAAGACCUCUCAUGUAGCAGUAGGCCUCUCUACUGUGGUCUGACUCAGAGCUGGGGGGUUUUAGCUCACUGUGAAGUCCUCCAACGUGAUGCCACAGCAGCUUGCAUAUCAGGACAAGGAGAUGGAAAGAGGUCCAACUUCAGAGCACUAAGACUUUAAUGAAGCUCAAAUACUAUAUGACAUUUCUUUAUAAUACUGUAAAUUGGAAACUGACACAUAAUAUACACUGUCAUGAUGGUACGUCAGUGUUCUGUACAUUUGUUUUAAUGAAAUAGGCAUGAAUCAGUGUUUAUAUUGUAGAUGAGUUUUUUAUUAUGUAUUUUACAAUACAGAACAAAAAAAAUAGCAGGCAGAUCCACACAUACAAUGUUGUACUGUCAUAUUUCUUCUGUCGCCAGUUCUGAGUUAUGACAAGUUUGUACAGAUGAUUAAAAUAUUGAAAACA